Molecule: messenger RNA, 3831 nt
Organism: Frankliniella occidentalis (western flower thrips)
Lineage: Eukaryota; Metazoa; Arthropoda; Insecta; Thysanoptera; Thripidae
Gene: Pex5
Product: peroxisomal targeting signal 1 receptor
Exons: 15
Coding region: 248-2281 (677 amino acids)
Biological process (GO): protein import into peroxisome matrix, docking
Cellular component (GO): peroxisomal membrane; cytosol
Molecular function (GO): protein binding
Source: RefSeq, a predicted model, not a curated record
CUGUAUUUUUGGAAAGUGCCCAAAUUAACAAUGUCUGCUCUCAGCCAAGUGUCGAGUGACUGAGUUGUGACCUGGAAUUUGAUUGUUGACUGUGAGUCAGCUUUCACUAUCAAGUGAAAGACUGAAAAAGUGAGUUCUAACGCACCACCCCAUAAGAAAGUGACGCGGAAUGCAGGAGAGUUGAUAAACUCGGGGAAGAGUGAAGGUCUUUUCAGGUGUUUUGUUUUUUGCAAAACUCAUUGCAGCUAUGGCCCUGCGGGACUUGGUGGAAGCUGAGUGCGGAGGCUCUAACUCCCUGGUUAGACUUACUUCACACUUCACCACUGAUCAUGCUCUGAAAGAUGAAGGGCUUCGAAGAGCAUUUCCUCAUCAUGGAGAGCCAUUUAGUGACUCUGACCAGCUUGUACAGCAGUUUCUGGAGGAAACCCUGGGAGCCUCUCCACAGACCUUUCGCAUGGAUUCACUUCUCCAAGAAAUGCGGGAAAUGGAGCAAAGUGGUCUUGCUCCCCGUCCCUCACCAGGGGUGGCUCAACUUGCUGCCGAUCCAAGCUGCAACCCACAAGAGUGGGCUCAGCAAUUUCUUGAAGCAGGAAAACAUUUUGAAGAUGCUCCUGGCCAUGGUGGAAAUAUAUGGGCUGUUGAUGGAAGUUCAAGUCUCCCCCCUAUUGGAGCAGAGCGGGAUGGUGGAUCCAAUGGACUCUCUGAGCUUGGCUUUGGACCUAAAUGGGCGCAAGAUUACUUGGAGUCUAGUGAUUUGAAAGAAGCUGCAACUGGCAAUGAACUAUCUCUGGUUGAUGCAGAAAAUUGGAUUGCAGAACUUACCCAAAAUGAUGCAGCAAUAAGGCAAAAAGCUACGGAACUUGUCAAUUCUGUUGAUGAUCCAAAGUUUGUCAACUCCAAGUUGUCUGCACCAUUCAAUCAAGCACCCCUCUGUGAUGAAGCCGAAGGCAGAUUCAAAUUCAUGAAGUUCAUGCGCCAAGUUGGAGAUGGUGAAAUUUCUUUGGAUUCCAAAAGAGAUGGAACUGAUUUGAAGGAAUCAGCUGCAGGUUCUGUAGCAAGCUCUUGGGCUCGUGAAUUUGCUAACACAUGGGGUGAAGAAUUGGCUUCUGGCUCAACAAAAUCCUCCUCCUGGGGGGAGGAAUUUGGGAAAACAUUUGGUGCUGUUGGUGAUGAUAAUGUUGCGAAACCUGAUCUUGCUGAUGGUCCUGAGGCUGCUGGUUUGGAUGAUAUCACAAACCAAUUUUGGGACAAACUUCAGGAGCAAUGGAGCAAACUGGAAGAACAUAAAUGGUUGAGUGAUUUCAGUGAUUUCUCGGACCCUUUCAAGGAGUAUCAAUUCGAAAGUGAGAACCCCAUGCGAGAUACGGAAGACCCAUUUGAAGAAGGCAAACGACGUCUGGAACAACAUGAUAUACCUUCAGCCGUGUUAUGUUUCGAGGCAGCGUGUCAAGCCAAUCCAGAAAAUGCUCUUGCCUGGCAGUAUUUAGGUACUACUCAAGCUGAAAAUGAACAGGAUCCUCAUGCGAUUGCUGCUCUAAAGAAAUGCCUUUCUCUUGAUCCCAAAAAUUUGACUGCUCUUAUGGGUCUUGCUGUGAGCUUUACAAAUGAAAACUUCCAGAACCAGGCUUGCCAUGCUCUUAAGGAAUGGUUGAAAAUGAAUACAAAAUAUACCGACCUAGUAACUGACGACACAAGCAAUUUUUCUCGCACUCUUGGAGCUAUUACAUCCAUAAUGCCAGAUGGUGUUCAUCAACAUGUUCUUGACUUGUAUAUAAAGGCAGCUAGAAGAAACCCUUCUGGUACAAUUGAUCCAGAUGUUCAAUGUGGUCUAGGUGUCCUUUUCAAUCUAUCUUCUGAAUAUGACAAAGCUGUGGAAUGUUUUAAAGCAGCUUUGGAAGUUCGUGAAGAUGACUUCCGCAUGUGGAACCGACUGGGUGCAACUUUAGCCAAUGGAAACCGUUCUGAGGAAGCUGUUGAUGCUUAUCACAAUGCAUUACAACUCUUCCCAGGUUUUGUAAGAGCCCGAUACAAUCUUGGCAUUACAUGUGUGAACCUAGGAGCUCUCAGGGAAGCUGCAGAGCAUUUUCUAACAGCUAUUAAUCAACAAGCAGCUGGUCGAGGGGCUAAAGGAGAACGAGUCUCACCUGUGAAUCCUGUUAUGUCUGAUUCAAUAUGGUCUACACUUAAAACUGUUGUAUCUCUGCUGGACAGACAGGAUUUGUUCCCAGUGGUUGAAGCCAGAGACGUUAAAAGAUUAAAUGCAGAAUUUGAAAUGGACUGAAAUUGGACACUUUCAGUCUUUAGGUAUAGAUCAGAAUUUGUAUAUAGAAAUGACCAUUUCAACAUAGCAAUACCCUAAUGAAUCAAGAGUGGUGAAGUCCAUAGCACCCUCCAAUUCUUAAAUUGGUGAGUAUGCACUUGGUCAAAGUUUGCAUCACAGUGGGUACUGGUGCAUAUGUAACUUUAGCUCUCAAAAUGUCACCAAAUAUUAUUGUUUUUCUUUUUUUUUUGUUGAAUAUUAUGUCUUAGUUAGAAUAACCUACUGUAAGCAUAAGAUUGGUGCCAGAGGGUGACUGAUUAAUGGUCAAAUUCUGUGCAAAGUUCACCAGUGUACCGUGUUGUAACUCAUGAGCUUGCAAAAUUAUAUUAAUGGUUACAGGGUCAUUUUUUCUCAAGUAAUUUAUAGCUAAAAAUUGUGGGCUGUCAAUGAUAGAGUUAAGCAUUUGAAUCAAUUAUUUGAAGCUAGAUUUGUUUAAUUCCCAAUUAAAUUCUGGAAUUGAACUUUGGCUUGUUUUGAGAAAAAGCAGUACAGAGAGGGUACACCCUUGAUCCAAAUUCUGAAAAUCCUUAUUCACUUCAGUGUUGGUUCUGACUUCUUCAAGUCCAAUACUGCAUGGGAGUGAAUUUGAUUAUCCAUACUUGGUCACCCUCUAACCCACCAUGGAGAAUACAUUAUCGCAAUCAUAUGGUAUAAGAUUUACCCUGUUUUGUUUUCUAUGAAGUUAUUCUGAUUUGAAUUGUAAGUCAUGUGAUUGAAAAUCCUCUAUCAAAGUUUCUGUGAAUCCUUUUUGCCAUGGAGUGGUAGCCAAACUGAAGUUCAAUAAGAAUUGAAUGCAAUUAUGCACAUAAUAAUAAACUGUGAGAAUGGGAUUUAAUGAUCAGUGGAUGAGAUGAUAAAAAAAGAAAGUGUUAAAAAUGUAUGUGCUGAUUGAUAUACCAUUCUAAUGUUUAAGGGCUGGAACAGAAAACUUGACUCUAUGAGGAUGGUUUGAGAUCAGUGGUAACCAUCCUGAAUGGAACCUCAAUUGCUCUGGUUGGUAAAUUAAGAUAAGGGAAGGGUUUUGUGAACUUAUUGGUCUUUCUUUUAUUUCUUGGCUUUAUAUUGGGCCAACUCUUCUCUAGUAACUUCUUUUUACAUUAAAUUGAAAAUAUUUUUGAUACUAUUUGUUAAACCUGUGAAUAAAACUGCUAGUAAAGUGCCUACAUGUGUAAAUACGUACUUUCAUGUAUAGGAGUUUCUCAUUCUUCAUACAUUUUGUGCUUUGUAAUAGCACACUCACUUGUUUGUGUGAGUCAAAUUUGUUUGUUUUUUUCUAAAUUGUUAGUGGUUGGUUACCAUUGUUCUUUUGGUUAACGCAUCCUUGGAUUUCUUUCAUGGAUAUAUGUCUACCAUUCUGUUUUAAAUUUUUUGAUUAUUUUUUUGUCUAUUUGUUAUUGCAAUACUCUUGUAGGUUACUCGAGAAAAUGAGCUGACAUGUUACUUUUUUUUUAUAGUAAUCUAAUGAACAUAGGUUCAGGUCUUAAUGUAACAGAAGCAGUAAUCUUCUGUAA